This is a messenger RNA of Scophthalmus maximus (turbot), 8428 nucleotides long. It is a transcript of the gene greb1l, whose product is annotated as GREB1 like retinoic acid receptor coactivator. The coding region runs from base 372 to 6215 and encodes 1947 amino acids. The record is from RefSeq and is a predicted model, not a curated record. The transcript has 34 exons. Lineage: Eukaryota; Metazoa; Chordata; Actinopteri; Pleuronectiformes; Scophthalmidae. Gene Ontology annotation, biological process: multicellular organism development; kidney development.
GGAGUGGGAUUCCCAUUUCUUUCUAUAGAGGAUCAUGACAAAGGUGACUUGAGACCUACCACAGAAGAGUGAAACUCCAUACGCUGCCUGGAUAUCAGCAAAUUCUUCCCCAAAAGGAUUUAUUAUCUACCAAGGACUGUUUUUUGAACACGAAAAAAAAAAAACCCAAAACAAACAACUGCCUUCACAUUUGGGAUUUACUGCAUUUCGAUCUGGAUUGUAAGGGUGCGUGUACUGCUCGGAGAGUCAUGGAAGGUCUCGAAGCGCUGAGAGAAAUGUCUUUGCUGAAAGUUUCUGCUGAGUGGUAGCGACCCAGCAUGUAGCAGAGGCGAACAAGUCCCUUCACGCCCUGGGAACAAUCCGACAUCAUAAUGGGGAAUUCAUAUGCCGGGCAGCUGAAGUCUGCUCGAUUUGAAGAGGUCCUCCAUAACUCCAUCGAGGCUUCACUGCGCUCGAGCAGCGGAGACCCACAGCCCAUCUUCACACAGCUCUACCUAGAGCCAGAGCCGUUUCCUGGAAACAUGGAAGACGUGAAGCCGAAAGCCGACCUCCAUGUGAGGGAGCCGCCAGGCCACGACCUUUUGAACGGUCACUCCUCCAACGAUCUGGAGGAGCUGGAGGAUGACGACGACUCGGACAGCAGCAGCCCUCCCCUUCCCUACCUACAGGCACAGGCACCAGACGGCUGCUGCACACUUGACGGAUUCUGUCAGGCUGGCAAGGACCUCCGCCUGGACUCCAAAGCGACAGAGCCCCUGGACGUCCCAGCAGGCUUCGAGCUGGUCGGUGCCAAGUCCCCCAGCGUCCCCGAGCACAUCCUGGUGUGCGCCGUGGACCGCCGCUUUUUGCCUGACGAGCACGGGAAAAAUGCACUUUUAGGUUUUUCGGGAAACUGUGUAGGCUGUGGCGAAAAGGGUUUCAGAUACUUCACGGAGUUUUCGAACCACAUCAACCUGAAGUUAUCCACCCAGCCCAAGAAGCAGAAGCACUUAAAAUACUACCUGGUGAAGAAUUCUCAGGGUGCUCUGUGCAAAGGCCCCCUCAUCUGCUGGAAAGACUGUAAAACCCGUCAGCUGUCCAGCAGUGCGUCCACCUCCAAACCCAGCUCGUCCUCCUCCCUCAGCAGUAAAGAAAACGGAGGCACCAGUGGACACAGCUCCUCCCCCUUUUCCCUCUCAGAUUCUCCACCCACCAGAACGACGCAAGCAUCCUCUGUCUUUUUCGGGAGUCAGGACCUCAGCAGAGACUGCAGUUUCCUCAAACCUUUGGCCUCUACACCCGGAAACAAGACUCUACCAAUAGUGCCCACAGCUCUGAGGGUGAACGGGCCGACUAAUGGUCUGGGUGUUGAUGGCCGUCCUCCCUUACUCAGCCCCUCCCAGGUCUCCUUGGGGCCUCAGGCUCAGGGGUAUCGCCCGGCUGAUUUGGGAGACAGUCCAAUAUCUUCUGCCAUGAACUCAGGCCCUCCAAAGAAGCGCCACCGGAGCUGGCAUCCCAACACGCUGGUGCCUGUCCCACCAACAGCCGUCCCUGUUCCUGCCAUCCGACCAAUCGCUUGUUCCCCAGGCUCUGUGUUACGAGUGUCCUCUCCUCAGCCUCCAGUAGCUCCAGUCAUUCAGCCCCAGCCCGUCACCGCCGGAGCGACCGUCAUCGUCCCCGACAACCUGCUCAACUCUUCGGGUGUUCGCCCUGUCAUCCUCAUCGGACACGGCACUUUACCUUAUUUCUAUGGGAAUGUGGGGGACUUGGUGGUGAGCCCCCUGCUGGUCAGCUGCUACAAGAGCAGCCAGCUGACGGAGAAAACCCUGGAGACCUUGGGCCUCAACAGGAACCAGCUGCUCAGCGUGGAGACGAUGAUUCUGCUCACUUUGCAGUAUCUCGCACGGUUAGGCUCCGAUCAGAUUCCUCUGCGGGAGGAGCUGGAGCAGGUCGUUUUGAAGGCCAUGCUGUGCUGCCCCGGGGGUCCUGCCAUCUCCCUGUCCCAGCUGCCCUGGUUGGCUCGGCUGGAGGCCAGCGUCUCUGGGGGCAGCGUCCAAGUCGUGGUUACCCACAACUCUUUGGGAGAGGGCAUUUCUGAGUCCCUGCGCUCCCUCAGCGAGGGUCCCCACCAACAGAAGUGCCUGCCCACCUAUGUGGUCAUCAUAUGUGCCUCGAAAAUGAGCAGCAACGAGUUCUGUGUGCUCGUUUUGGGAAAGUACCAAGCACGGGCCUUAGCCGAGGGCAUGCUGACGACCAACGAGUUCCUGAAGGAAAUCAGCUAUGAGCUCAUCACAGGGAAAGUCAGCAUCUUGGCGUCUCACUUCAAAACAACCUCUCUCGGGGACAAUCUGGAUAAGCAGCUGGUGCGAUACCAGCGCCGACGGAAGGGACAGGUCAUCCAGCCCUUUCAAGGGGAUGUCACUGACCACAUCCACUCCCAGGAGGCUGCCAGCAUGUCACCGCCGUCGGAAAGAGCGGAGCUCUUGAGUAAGGUAUUCCAGAUCUAUCCGACCCAGCUGAGUGUGGCUCGCAGCCUCCUCUCUCAAGUCUGCUCCAUCGCCGACUCGGGGACCCAGAACCUGGACCUCGGUCGCUUCUGUAAAGUGGACUUCCUUGUGUUGGUCCCGCCCUCUCACAUUCUCGUACACCAGACGGCACAGCGCAUCCGACAAUCAGGUGUGCUCGUGGACUUGGGAAUAGAGGACGCCUCGUCAGCCUAUCAGAAGUCAGACAAGUACGUGGUGCGUCUGGACAACGACGUUCACGCCAAGAUGGAGGCCUUCAUGAAGAAAGUCAAACAGAACCCCUACACACUGUUUGUCCUCAUCCACGACAACUCGCAUGUCGACCUCACGAGUGCUUUGUCCGGCUCCGUGUGCCACGGCGAGCUGCAGGGUCUGGCUGACCGGGUGGUGAACUGCCAGGAAGUCCUCGAUGCCAUGAACCUGUUGGUCCUGCAGGUCAGCUGCUUCCCAUACACACUGCAGACCCGCCAGUCCCGCAUCAGCACCCACAACGAGGUUCACUGGCCCGCCAACAACAGUGCGCAGGGGGAGCAGCCUGCCAAUGAGUUGUUCUACUUUGGCCUGAGGGACUACAGCAGCUCCCUGCAGUGGGGCGUGGCCAGUCCCAUCCUGCGUUGUGAUGACGCGUUCGAGAAGAUGGUGCACACUCUGCUCAAAAGACAUCCGCACCUGCACAGCAUGGUGAUCCGCAGCUACCUGCUGAUUCAGCAGUACACGGAGGCCAUGAUGGCCCUGACCUCUUCCCCGUCGCUGAGAGACCACAUAACCCCCGAGACUCUGGCCAUGGUGGAGGACCUGAUCAAUGCCCCGAGCAGAGAGGGCUCCCAGGGCCGGGGCCACAUGCUGCUGGUCCGCGUCCCCUCGCUGCAGCUGGCGAUGCUGGCCCGCGAGCGGCUGGAGGACGUGAGGGAUAAGCUGGGGCUCCAGUUGUGCUUCGCGGUGCUGCUGGGAAGUCCGGCCUCCGAGCUCAACCUGCCCAGAAACUUCACGAACCGCCUCAGGGCGUGGAGAGGCUGUGAGAAUGAAGAGUGGGUACCGCACACCUAUGAGGAUCUGGAGGGGCUGCCCUGCAUCGUCAUCCUCACAGGGAAAGACCCUCUCGGAGAGACUUUCCCCAGGUCUCUGAAAUACAGUGACCUACGUCUGAUAGACUCCAGCUACCUGACCCGUACAGCCCUGGAGCAGGAGGUGGGUUUGGCCUGCACCCAUGUGUCCAUGAGUGUCGUCCAGGAGCCAAAGAAGGCCACGGCCCGCCGGGGGGAACCAGAUGGGGAGAAGGCCACCACCAGCAUGAACGACGGAGAGGAGCUGGAAAGACCUCAGAGCAAUGGCAGCGCCGCGACUAGAACUUCUGGUUCUUUAGCGGAGAACGGAGUGAGUUCAUCUGACGUUGCAGACUCUUUCCAGAAGCCCUCCACUUCCACCUGCCUCCCCGAAGGGCCCGCCAUCUCAGACAUGGGCACGAUGACUCAGGGGUUCAAGCAAGAGUGUGAUUCCCUGGGAGGCCAGUUCUCCACCAACCCCACCAAAGUCUCCAAGGCCCCUCCUUCCCUGUAUUCCAGUUCCUCUUCUUCCUCCCCGUCUUCGUCCUCUACACAGAGGCCCAGCCAGUCCACGCAGUGCAGUCGAGACCCGAAGCCCGCGCGAGUGUCGCCGCGCACGGUCAUCAUGUCCCGGGCGGCGUACAACCUGCUGGCGGGGGAGUCUGGGAGUCAGCUGAGCUCCUUCUCUCUGCUGCCGCAUGCCGAUGUGGCCUGGAGCAGCCCGCUGAGGCCCAUUAUCACUCAAAACCUGCAGGGGGCAGAGCAGAGCACGUACUACCGCCAGUGGACCAUCGCCAGGCAGCAUCAUGCCGAUUAUGAAGCUCCGUCUGUGCAGCAUCCACGGCGACUGUUACUCAGUGGACCCCCACAGGUGGGAAAAACUGGGGCCUAUUUGCAGUUUCUCCGUAUCCUGUUCCGGAUGCUCAUCAGACUGUUGGAGGUCGAUGUGUAUGAUGAGGAAGAGGAAGAGGAGGAGGAAACGUCAGAGGUUACAACUCCAGGGACUACUCAGUGGCCUGACAUUGAGGAAGUUCGAAAGCUGCCCUUUGAUCCGUACCCCCGAGACCCUAAGUUCAAGAAGGCCAGCCCUGUUUUCUCUGAUAAGAUGCCAAAGUGCUUAAGAGAUUUCAAUCAGGGAGGAGAGAGCCAGACAACCGCCACACGAGAGACCAAAUCAAUACGCCUGAGCAGGUUCGCUGCCCACAACGCCUUUCAUCACUGUGAGCAGUGUCACCACUACUGUGAAGCAGGCCCUGCCAUGCAGCUGUCGGAGUGCACCUUUCACGCGUUCACCUUCUGCUCGUCCAUGCUGGGGGAGGAGGUCCAGCUUCAGUUCGUCAUUCCCAAAGCCAAGGAGCAGCACUUUGUCUUCAGUCAGCAGGGCAGCCACCUGGAGAGCAUGCGCCUGCCUCUGAUCUCCAGCAAUGAUCCGGACCUGUUAAAGAGUCCGAUCUUCACCCCGACCACAGGACAUCAAGAGCAUGGCCUGCUCAACAUCUUUCAUGCCAUGGAGGGCGCCUCUCAUGUGCACAUCCUAGUGGUCAAGCAAUGUGAGUUGCACCACUACAGGAAGUACUGGCCCAACCACAUCCUGCUCGUCCUGCCGGCAAUGUUCAACAACGCUGGAGUCGGUGCCGCCCGCUUCAUGAUCAAAGAGCUGUCAUACCACAACCUGGAGCUGGAGAGAAACCGACUGGAGGAGCAAGGCGUCAAGAGGCAAGACGCGUGGCCUUUCAUCGUCAUGAUGGACGACUCCUGCGUGCUGUGGAACGUCCAGCAGUCGGCAGACGUCAGUGAGUCGUCGGACGGAAGCUCCACCCUCAUCAACGUGUCUCUGAAGACGGUGCUGCAGCACAUGGAGGCCACGCCGAAGAUCUCCCUGUACGCCAUGUGCGGCGCUCGCAAGUGGAGCAGCAGUCUGGCUCGCAGGUCGCCCAGCCACCCGUUCAGUCGCUGUCACCUCCACGACUUUGUCAUGCUCAACGUGGACCUGACGCAGAAUGUUCAGUACGACCUCAAUCGGUACAGCUGUGAAGAGGUCGACUUUAACCUGAGGGUGAACAGCAGUGGGCUGCUGCUGUGUCGCUUCAACUACUUCAGCCUGAUGAAGAAACACAUUCCACCAGGGGGUAACCAAGACUUCCUGGUCAAACCUAAACUCAUGGAAAUAGAAAACCCUGCCGCAAUCAGCCCGUCCCAGUAUGUUUGCGCCCCGGACAGCGAGCAGACCCUGCUAGAUGCCCCGGCCCAGUUCCUGCUGGAAAGGUUCCUGCAGAGCUGCAGCCACAGGCUGUUUCCAAAGGCUGUUCAGAACAGAAGCAACCCAGUUCUGUCCAUCGACAGCUACCUCAACAUCAGCCCCGAGAUUUCUGUCUGCUACUUCAACUCGCGUCCACACUCCACCAACCUGAACCAUCAGGGCCUGGUGUUCAGUGGCCUGCUUCUUUACCUCUGCGACUCCUUCGUCGUCUCCGGACUCCUCAGGAAAUUCAGAUUCCUCAAAGGUGCCACCCUGUGCGUGAUCUGCCAGGACCGAAGUUCCCUGCGUCAGACCAUCGUCCGACUGGAGCUGGAGGACGAGUGGCAGUUCCGGCUGCGCGACGAGUUCCAGACGGCCAACUGCAGCGAGGACCGGCCCCUCUACUUCCUGACUGGCCGCCAUGUUUGAAUCUGUUACCUGCUCGGGCCCGCUGCUCUGCCGCAGAAGCACAAUCGGACACGUGGGCAGAUUCGAAUCCAAAACCAGCCGGCAACUGCAACUACAACAGCUGCCGUCUGACUGGCAGUUUCAGAGAGGAUGCUGGUGCACGAGACCCGAAGUUGUCCACGAGUUGGAUGCGUGGCGGCUUUCAUCUGAACUCCCACAGUGCACUAUGCCUGGAGCCUCUGGAGAGGACCAGAACAUGACCAACUCUUGCUUGUUGCUGGGCUUUGUCUCCACUUGAGCUAGUGUUCCACUGACACAGACUUUGCUGUGGGGAAAAGGAAACCACAGCCGGAACUGAACUUCAAAAUGUUUGUUUGUUUGUUUUGUUUGGCGAAAAAUAGGACGCUCCUUGAUCGACAAUGUGACUAUUUGAAGAUUGUAUGUGUACAUGGACUGUGACUACCGUAUGUCCCGUCCAGGACAUAGAGUACGUGUUUAUCUCAGGGUUUUUAAGGGAGAUCCAAGGGUGGUUGCUCAAAGGUGUAAAGCUUUUCCCUCUGUUCACAGUGUAUUUUUUGGCAUUACUGUAUGCUGGCACCAAAGAAAUCCUCCUCUGCACCUUGCCUUUUCCCUUCGCUUCGCUUCCCCCUUACCUCCUGCUCGGCCUCCCCGACUCCACGAAGCUCACCAACUAGUCAGCUCAUUACACAAACACAGAGGUCGGCCUGCAUUGGAUUUUUUCUUCUUGAGUAUCAAAUUCGACUGUAACACCAGCGGGAUUCAAACAAUCAUCAUCUGUUCGCUUUCUUCUCUUGUGCCUCUGAAAUGCUCAAGCGGCAGCGAUAAUCCCUCUAACGAGGAGCUACGGUAUAAUGAGCGUGAAUUUGCCAUGAAUGUAUCCGAAGAAAAUUUUGAACAGCUGACGACAAAAGUAAAUGUUGUGUCCUUUCAAGAAUGCAGGGCGAUUUGCGUUGCACAAUAUGGCUUGAACAUGAAGCAGGUCCGUUCUAAAAAAAGGAAUUCACUCAGAUUUCAAUACAUUUACAUCAGAUACAUUUUGCAUUUGCUGACUUGUAAUACUGGGCAUUUUAAGCAUAAUCACAUGAGGGUGAUUGUACGCUGAUGAUCUUGGCGUUGUCAUUGACAUACCUUAAAUUCCACCCCCGACACAAAGGGUAAUCAAACAAAAAGGGCGCACACUGUCACAAUCAGCCGACCAGGUCAAUUUAUAUACUUGAAAGUCAAAUGUUUUUUUAAAUAUUUUUCUGCACAGGGUUGUCCAAAGAAUAUGCCUUAAGUGACGUUUCACACGAGUCACUGCUCAAGUCACGCAUUUUUCCGGACCAAUGAGAAUGAAGAAAACGUUUCACUGAGAGGAGAGGAAAUGUAGAAGCAAGACGAAAGAUAUGGAUUUCAAACUACUGUACUGUUUUAAAGCUUUGUUUACAUUAUUAAUAUAUUGUAUCAUCCCCCGAACCACUGAGGGUUACUGAUGGUUUUUAGUGUUGUGUAACUUUAGCUGGUAUAUUUUGGUCAAAAUGUCUUUCUGCAUUUUAUGUGAUGUUGCAAAGGCAAAGAAGAAUCUACCUAGAUGUGUCCUUAACCAUGUGUCUGUAUCCCUUCCUGUUCUUGUGUUGGAUUUUUAUUGAAAAUGAAAAUCAAGUCCGCGAGGGAUUCUUAUUUAUUUGACAAGCAUUUUGGACUGAUAAUCAUGUCGAAGUGUAAUGUUUGAUUGCAUGCUGAGCUCGCUUAAACCGAGGGAGUGUGUCCUCUUCAAAAAUCCUCCAAGAAGGCUUUGCACACGACCCAAAUGAAUGAUCCGAAGAUUUACUGAAUGUCAAGGGGGCCAGGAAAUGUGAACUUGCACUAUACAAGUUGCCAGCAGAAGAAAAAUAUUUCCAUAUUAGGAAAACAAUUAAAUUAAGUUCCCCAUUCCUUCAGAAUUGGUCCUCUAAAUGAUGAGACUGGUGGUCAAAACUGUUUUUCCUGUCAAACUGCAAUGGUCCAUAGAAUGUGUCUUUCUUUUUGAUAAUUUAACACUUAAUAUGCAACUUGCUCUCACAAUCUUCACUGAAAUGUGUUUGAUAACUAUGUACAGCCCAUUAGUAGCUUUGGUGUCUGGGUGAUCUACCUCAUGUUUACCAUUGUUGUUGUGGGUUGUGAACAUACGACAUUAGAGCCAUGCGAUUGUUGUUAAAAAAAAUUAUGAAUGUAAUAAAAUAACUUCUAAAUUC